CUCUCUUCUAGCUAUAGUUACCUCUAUACAUUCUCUUCUCAUUUAUGGCUAAGCCAUCGGCCACUAACGAGGAGAGGUCCCAUCAAGAGCAGCCGCGCUCAAAUCCUAUGUGUAGGCCCUCAGUCUUGCCUGACCUUAACUCGCUCUUUUUGCCAUCCCAACAUCCCACCAAUAGGCCUGAUGAGGAUGCUUUGAUCCCUAACGAUCUUCCAGAUUCAAUUACAAUCAGUGAUGAAGAAGUUGAUGAAGGUUAUGGAGAUGAUGAAUAUUAUGAAGAUGAAGAUGAGGAGAUUCGACGUGUAAUCCUUCAAAUUCGUAAAGAGCUGGAAGCCUUGCAGCAGAAGCUGGGGUCAGUUCUUCAACCCUCGUCCUAG
Messenger RNA from Durio zibethinus, 374 nucleotides. NCBI's taxonomy places the organism in Eukaryota, Viridiplantae, Streptophyta, Magnoliopsida, Malvales, Malvaceae. The record is from RefSeq and is a predicted model, not a curated record.